Tigriopus californicus is the source of this 2074-nucleotide messenger RNA. RefSeq lists its product as uncharacterized. Bases 218 to 1987 code for a protein of 589 amino acids. NCBI's taxonomy places the organism in Eukaryota, Metazoa, Arthropoda, Copepoda, Harpacticoida, Harpacticidae. The record is from RefSeq and is a predicted model, not a curated record. The transcript has 4 exons.
UGGUGUUGAAUCAUCGAAGACGACAAAUAAGAAUUCGUACACAGUGCGUACUUGCAGACAAAUGCUCUUCAAAAACUGAGGGGAAAAUACUAAAGAAUUCUAAAAUUGAAAUGCGAUAUCAAAGUCACACACUUCCGAAGGAGUGUCUGCUAAGUGGAGUAGUUUAGUCUCCAACUAGUUCUAAAACAAAAGGCGUUGCUUUAUUGUACAGUACAAAAUGGAUGGAUAUCUUAAAGUUCGCAUGUGCAAAAAGAUCUUUAAGAAUACUUGGAAAGAUUGCCGGGUGACGCUCGAUUUCAAUGCCAUUGAGAUUCGAGACAAGGACAAUGAGUCAAUUGGAAGCUUUGAGCUCUCUGAAGUCGCAAGUAUCAUGUUGGAUGGCAAGAAACAUCUGGUGAUAAAGACCAAGCAACAUCAAAAACUUGAAUUCAAAGACGAUGAUCCCAAGGUGUUGAAUGGCUGGAAGGACCAAAUUAUGACUUUCAAGAAAGAUUCCAUGCACUUGGAACUGACUGAGCUUCAAAUGAAUUCGGAGGUCCGUCCGUGUCGCUCGACGUCCAUUAAGUCUUCCAAAAGCGUGGUCGUUGCGCGACGAAUCUCACGGGAAGAUUAUGCGACCUUGUCCAAUGGUUCCGAUGUAUUGAUGGUGCCCUACUUAUCCAAGAGGAAAUCUGUAUCAAUGUCUACCUUGCCUAGGUUUGAAGUCUGGAACGAGGAAAGAUCGAAUAGGUUUUCGAUCUCAAGUACAGACUCCAAGUUCUCCACCGGAAUCAGAUCCCGGACGUGCUCCAAGGCAUCCCGGUCUUCAAGAAUGAAACGCCCAAUCAUCCCUAUCCAAUCGCAGAACCUGAUGACACUUCAUGGUCGGUGCAGCCACAGUUCGGAAAAUAUCAAUGUGGUUCCCAUGGAAGUAUCCACUUUUGACAAACUGUCGGUCCAGAGUGCUCAAUUUGUCAGAGCAUCGCGGGAGAGCGAUCUCGUCGUAACGCCUGAAGCAUCACACUCUGCCGAGCUCACGUUUCAUUCAAAUGCUUUGGACUUUGACGAUACAAUCGAUGUCGGAGCCAAUAAUAGUAGUUUACCGCCCAAAGCCCAAAAGUCACAACGCUCGAUGAAGCCCCCUUCAGCUCAAGGGAGGCCUUCCAAAAAACCUAUUGGCGAAUCUUUCAUGCGAAAGACCUCCGGUUCCAUUUCAAGUGCCUUAAAACGCAUUUCUCUCUCAAGAGCUCAGUCCGUCAAUGAAACCAGAGCCGGUCUGAGAGAGUCGAGGAAACAAAUGAUCUCGAGUCCCGUGGAUCCUCGAAAAAUCCGAGAAGAUCCCAGGAUAAGUCACGUCUUCUCUGAAACCGCGGCCGUAAAGGUACUGCCCUCGCCAGUGCAAAUAAAAGCCAAAGAUACGAAUGACAACCGUCAGAGCACCUUCAGCUUUGACGAUGCCAUCCUUACUGAUCAACUUUCAGCAGGGCCCAAAUUAAAGAGGAAAGGCAGUGCCCGUAUCGUGGAGCGUGUCAAGUCCCUGCCUAGAAAUAUUUUAAAGCUUGCGAGUGGAAAAUCCUUUGACGACAAGCAGCCUUUGAAGGAUGACAAACCCACGAUUAAGGACGAGCCACAAAGUAGGCCGAAGUUGGUCAAACAGGAUUCCUUGGUGAGCCCAGAUAACGAGGAACUUCAAACAAAGUUAAGGAAAUGGAAGCAAUCAGCUGACACGUCAAGUCCCGUUAAUCCUGUAGAUGGACUCCAUUGGAGAGAGAAACCUCCUUUGCCUGAGAAGUCGUUAAAUUUCAAACAAAGGCAAUUGAAAAAUUUGAUUGAUGGCAAGAUUCAGCCUCCUCCUAACAAAAGAUGGCCAAAAUAUGCCAUUUUGGAUUUACAUGACAAGGCCUGUUUUGAACUGAAAGCAAUACAACGGCAUCAGGAUCGCGAGGAGCUCAACAAAUUGUAUGACUGUCCCAGAAGGAUUUCUUCCAUUGAUUUGUCAGAUGUUUGAACAACAACGAUCUCGAAUGAAAAGGCCAGAUUUAAGCAAGGAUAUGCCAUGGAGUGAAAAUAAAUUUCACGUUUAUUCUUUUCUGAA